CUUCUAUCGGUUGAUCAGUAGCAAUUUGGUUGAGUGAUUGGCUAGUUUUGAUAUUAUCGGAAGAUGUCUCCAAUAACUUUGUACACUACACGGCGUACUCCGGCCGGUCGAGCUGUGGAGAUCACCGCCAAGUUAAUUGGCGUCGAAUUGGACGUCAAGUUUAUUGAUUUGUCCAAGAAGGAACAUUUGACUGAGGAAUUUUUGAAGUUGAACCCUCAACAUACAGUGCCAACGAUCGUCGAUAACGGAGUGGCUCUGUACGACAGUCACGCGAUCAUCGUCUACCUGGUGCAGAAAUACGCCAAAGAUGACGCCCUGUAUCCGAAAGAUCUGGUGACGCAAGCUCGCGUCAACGCAUUGCUGCAUUUCGAGUCGGGCAUUUUGUUUGCUCGACUUCGAGGAACGUUGGAACCCAUCUUCUACCAUGGGUUCCCGGAGGUUCCACAGGACAAACUGACUGCCAUCCACGGAGCGUAUGACCUGUUGGAGGCUACGCUGCAGUCCGACUACCUGGUUGGCAACUCGCUGACACUCGCCGAUGUCAGUUGCAGCACAUCGCUAUCCACACUGAACGCCCUGUUCCCAGUCGAUGCCGGAAAGUGUCCGAAACUGGUUGCGUAUCUACAACGUUUGGAAAAGAACAUGCCGAGCUACAAGGAGCUGAACUCGGAUCGUGCAGCCGAAGCGGUCGAUUUCUUCAAGCAGAAGCUGGAAGAAAACAAAAAGAAGUGAAUAAAAAUAAAUAUGGCAUCACUGGGUGGGUGAUUUUCUAAAAUAAAACUCAGUCUAUGUUUGUUUUCUUUCUUUA
This is a messenger RNA of Aedes albopictus (Asian tiger mosquito), 808 nucleotides long. RefSeq names its product glutathione S-transferase 1. Gene Ontology annotation, molecular function: glutathione transferase activity. Gene Ontology annotation, biological process: glutathione metabolic process. The record is from RefSeq and is a predicted model, not a curated record. NCBI's taxonomy places the organism in Eukaryota, Metazoa, Arthropoda, Insecta, Diptera, Culicidae.